Brassica rapa (field mustard) is the source of this 1187-nucleotide messenger RNA. RefSeq lists its product as uncharacterized. Lineage: Eukaryota; Viridiplantae; Streptophyta; Magnoliopsida; Brassicales; Brassicaceae. The record is from RefSeq and is a predicted model, not a curated record.
AAUAAAUUUAGUCCACGAUUUAUGGACUCUUAUGUUCAACCUCAUAUUAAAUAAAUAAGUUAAAGAAAAUCAUUUUUUUUCUUAACACCGCUCGAUAUCUGGUGGAGAAGCGGUGGUCUUUAUCUGCGGCGGUUCCCGUUCCUCUGCUCUUUGCUCUCCUUUAGAUUCUGGGGAUCCAAUUUUCUUUUUUUCCUUUCGCCGCCAUGAGUUCCUCGAUCCAGAUCGUUGUUGAGACGCAAGUGGAAGCUUUGUCUCUUAAAGAUCAGGAUGAAAAGAAGAUUGAAAUAGUGAGCAACGAGCUGAGUUUCGGGAACCAUGGCGGAUGCUGUGCAAUAUGUUUGGACACUAUACCUCUCCAAGAAACUGCUAUGGUCAAAGGCUGUGAACAUGCUUACUGUGUAACGUGCAUACUACGUUGGGCAAGUUACAAGGAGAAACCUACCUGCCCACAAUGUAAACAUCCAUUUGAUUUUCUCAAUGUCCACCGCGCUCUUGAUGGAAGCGUUGAAGAUUUCAUGUUCGAGGAGAGCGUGUGCCUUCUCCUAAGAGCAUCUUGGUUUCUUCCACUGGAAGCAGUGGAGCGGGUUUCAUACAACGGCAACGACAACUACGAUUUCGACAUUCCACCUGAGUAUAUUCCACCAGAGUAUGAAGAGGAAGAUGAUGAAGAUGACCUCGACGAGUUUUAUCUGCACGGUUCGAAUCUUCGUUUAGGGAACAGGAGGUGGGGCGACAAUGGAUUCGUCAGGUCAGGCCGCCAAGAAGCAAGGCCGGCCCAGGCCCAACAUAAGCACCACCGAGGUGGCCAAGCCUCUGGUUCUGAAUCAGGCUCCUCUUCCUCCUCGCGUGAGGCAAAGGAGGAGAAGACUAACAACAGUGCUGCUGCAACAGGCAGGCGUGCCAAGAGGGCUAUGAAGCGUGAAGCUGCAAACAAAGCUGCAGAAGUAGUUGCAGCUGCGAAGCACGAGGCUCUUUUGGUUAGGUUGGGAAGGAAGUGAGUGAUUGGUUGUAUCUAUGUAAUUAAAAUCAAACCACGACCUCUAAAUGCACCUAACUUCCUUACUUGAGAAUCUGUACAGCAAGUUGUAGUAUCUAAUAAUGGUCGAACGACAAAACUUGCUUUAUAUUUUGUCGUCGAAGAUCCUUUGUUAAGAGUUUAUUCGUUUAAUCUUUACAAAUUUCUGUCA